AUGGCGGCGGGCAGCUCGGGCACCGGCAUGGGCUGGCGAGGCUCCCAUGGAUGGCCCUCAGAUCGCUCACAGCAUUGUCCCAGGGCUUCCUCGGCCUGUGCCAGCGCAGCAUUCACCAUCCCCUCCCUGAAACAGCGGUCCCCGAAGUGCUCCACAGGCAGGGCCGAGCUGGGCAAGGGGGAGCCCAGCCCCUGCACGGGCCGCCCUGAGCGGCGGAGACGCAGGAAGAGCUCUCCGUCUCCACCAGCCCCUACCCCAGAUGCGGGACCUCAGACCAGCGAGGACCUGGAGCCCCCGCCCCACGGUUGCCAGGAGGCGGACAGGGGCAGCUCCUGGGGGGCUACCGCCCCGAGGCCAUUCCGCCAGAACUUGAGCGACCUGGGAAGGCGCAGUGCCCUGCCCUUGAAGAGGAACCUGUGUCCUGGAGGCAGCAGCCUGGGAGCUCCUCCUCCGAGGACACGGCAGAGGCGAGUGACUCUGGCGGCGCAGGGCUGGCUUUCCCGUCCACGGAGGAGAGCUGUGGGGCUGGGUGAGCUGGACCAGGAAGCACGGCUGGCUGCUCUCGGCCUCCGAUGGGGAGUGGACAGCUUAGGGGGUUGCCGCCGUGCCAGCCGGCCUGCUAGCCACUCUGGGCUUCAUCACAGCCUCACCUGCCUGCGCAGGCACCUAGCACUGCAGGCUGGAGCUUCUGGCCAUGCUGGUCAACUUCCCCAACGAGCCUCUGCUGCCUGGGAACAGCAAGGCCAGAGCUACACCGCCCUGCACUUGGCAGCCAUGUACCUUGGAGAUGGUGAAGCUGCUAGUGGGGACAUAGGACGCCGAUGUGGAUAUCAGGGACUACAUUGGGAAAAGGGCCUCCCAGCAUGUGAGUCAGAGCAUCACAGAAGAGAUUGAGACCCUGAUGGGAGUCCUGGACAAGGACGAUGGGGAGAGCACCGCCAGCAGCGGGGGUGGGUACUGGAAGAUUUAAAAGCUGCCCCCUCCAUCUCACCACCUACAAACUCUCACACGUCCUGGAAGAUGGGUGGACCCUCUCCACCAUCACCACUUGGCUGAAGGUGGUCCAGACGUGAAGCCAAGGAUUCCAGGGCGCACAGCCUCGGGCAGGACUAAUGGACUUAAAAAACACAGGCUCAACAAAAUCCACUUCACAACCCAGAUGGUUCACAUCACACCCUCUUUCAGGGACCCAGAGCAACCACUGGAAGAGAAGGAGUAGGAACACUCUCUUAAAGGCCACUUAUCCUAUUCCUUCAAAUUAAGACCAAAGUCCAAUGUAUUUAGGUAAAAAAUAAUUUCUUUUAGAAAAUGCUAAGGUUUGUCUUCUGAAAUUUAAUAACAGAAACAAAAAAAGAACAUUAGACGUCAGGAAGUGAGACCAGAAAAGACAAACUAAACUAUCCUUACUAGGUUGGAAUGGAUGGGGUGGAGUUCCCAUCAGGCUAGCA
Pan troglodytes (chimpanzee) is the source of this 1448-nucleotide messenger RNA. Its product is annotated as ankyrin repeat domain-containing protein SOWAHC-like. The transcript is spliced from 2 exons. The record is from RefSeq and is a predicted model, not a curated record. Bases 1 to 894 code for a protein of 297 amino acids. NCBI's taxonomy places the organism in Eukaryota, Metazoa, Chordata, Mammalia, Primates, Hominidae.